UCUAGCACCUGAAAUGAUUUGUGUUCUGUAUUGAUCAUAAUACAGAAAGGUUGAGGUGUACCUCAUUUUGGUAUAUUUCGUAGAUGAAACACAUUUCCGACCACGAUAAAAUGGAUAAGACACGAAAACGUAUUGCAGUCCUGGCUAUAGUUAUGGCAUUUAUCACACUCAACAUAUGGUUUGUGGCCAUGAUAACACCAGGAUGGUUUAUUGUAUCAUGGAAAUAUAUUGACCCACUCAUGACACACAAGGAUUCCAAAUAUAUGAGGGAUUUGAUGAAAUUCUCUUCGGAUUCUUUGAAAACAGUGACCGUAGAUGUCGAAAUGAGCAUAUGGUACUGCUCUAUAUGUCUCCAAGACACCUGUGUUCAAGUUUCUUAUCAGGAACUUAAUAGAGAAGCAUUAUUAAUGAAGCGUGCAGAAAAGUCAAAAUCACCUUUUCCUUACUUAAUUGAUAUUCAAGUGUGGAGUAUCCUUGCGAUAAUUUUCUGCUUGUGUAGUUUAACUCUUCUUGUAUUCAACUUUGGCAAUGCCUGCAGGAUAAGAGCCGGGGGAAUCACCAUGUUUGUGGCAGCUUUGUUUGAAAUUGUCCUGCUUCUUCGGAUGAUCAUAGCCAACGUCCCUGUUGCAGAAGCUGUAAAUAUGGAAGUUAAAACUGCGUACUCCAUCAUCCUAUCUGGAAUAGGUCUGGUUUUUAGCUUCUUGGUCACGUUUCUCUGUAAAAUCUUGUACUCAAAAUACGUCCAACAAGUGCCACCAUCAACAUCUGCACAUUUUGCCAUUAUUCAAGAAAGUGACUAAUUCUACGAAACAUGCUAACGGUUUUACAUAUAAAGGAUUAUGAACAUGCAGUAGAUAUCCUCUUUGAAGGAAUUCGUAUGUCAAAUUUGAUUGACAAUAAUAUUCUGGACAAACGUCAAUGGGAUUCACCAAAUGAAGUUUAAAAAUUAGUUUGGUGUUUGUUAUAGACAAAACUACAGGUAGAUUUUUUUUUUAUUUUCUUGCUUAUGUUUGGAAGCACCGUGGUGAAUUGUUCACUUGAUAACAAAAUACAUUUUUUUAAUCACUAGAGUGUUUCCAAUCGUAAUUUGAUAUGUUUUCCCUUUCUAACGCAUUAUUUUUUUCGUUUUGUCUAUUUAGCUAAGCAUAUGAGGAAAUUAUUUCACCUACCUGUUGUUGUUGAUCAUGUAUUCAUUUAUUAUUUAUG
Molecule: messenger RNA, 1206 nt
Organism: Saccostrea echinata
Lineage: Eukaryota; Metazoa; Mollusca; Bivalvia; Ostreida; Ostreidae
Exons: 6
Coding region: 84-800 (238 amino acids)
Source: RefSeq, a predicted model, not a curated record